AUGGAAGAAGAGGUCACAGAAAAGCUUCAUGCUGUCGAAAAUGAUGGUGGACCGGAUGCUUACAAAAGCUGGGCAAAAGACUAUGAUGAACAAAUGAUAAAAAUAGGAUUGCAAAGUCCUCAAAGUAUAAUCAGUAAAUGGAUGGAGCAAUACAGCCCUGAGUCCCUCCAGACUCAAGCAGCUAGUGGAAGGAAGCAUAGGAUACUGGAUGCAGGCUGUGGUACUGGGCUGGUAGGUGAAUACAUGGGGACUGUAUUUCCAAUGGAUAAUGUUGAGCUCUAUGGUGGUGACAUCACUCCUGAGAUGAUAGAGCAAGCGAAAAUGAAGAAAAAUACAGGCUACAUGGAUUUUAAAAUCAUCAAUUUGAAGAAAGAGCUUCCAUAUGAAGAAGAAUUCUUUGAUAGUGUCAUUACUUGUGGUGUAUUCCUUGUAGGUCACUGUGGCCCAGAUUGUCUUCCCAACAUAUUCAGAGUAUUGAAGAAGGGUGGCCUUCUUGUUACUAGUUCUCGUAAAGCGUUUUAUGAAGAGACAAAAGAGGGUUGGGAUAAGCACAUAAAGGAAUGUAAUUGCACUCUACUGGAAGUGUGUGACAUACCUUAUCACACGUUGGCAAAAGGAAUAAGUCUUGUUAUCAAGAAAAAUUAG
Molecule: messenger RNA, 645 nt
Organism: Amphimedon queenslandica
Lineage: Eukaryota; Metazoa; Porifera; Demospongiae; Haplosclerida; Niphatidae
Product: Williams-Beuren syndrome chromosomal region 27 protein-like
Exons: 1
Coding region: 1-645 (214 amino acids)
Molecular function (GO): S-adenosylmethionine-dependent methyltransferase activity
Source: RefSeq, a predicted model, not a curated record